AUAAAUCCAUUUUCUAUUACGACAGUGUAGCUUACACUGUGUGGAGCGAGUUACACAAUUGCCUAUGUAUGCAAGCGACGCACACAAAUACAUGUAUCUUUAGUAUUACAGAUACGCAGAAACGAUCAAAGUAGAUCUGAGAAAAUAUUAGAGCUACUGUUUGUAUUGUCUGUAUUCAGUUGGACACAAAAUGGGCAAGGAUACAAACGUAGCCUAUGAAUUGCGCAGGUGGCGUUCGAAAUUGCGAAAUAUGACAGCCAUCUCGAUUAAAGAGAUGGCAGUAUAUUCCACUCUUCAAAAAUUUCAUGACGGUAACUACAAACGACACUUCAUCAAAGUGACCAAUGAACGAAUCAUCAAAACAUUCGACCGAUAUACCGACGAGCCAUUUUUACGGUCAGAAAGAUUCAGACCAUCAAAAAACCAGAAUGAAGGGUACAAACAAAUGUUUGCACAUUUGGAACGUAUCGAACAUGGCACCAGAGUUUUUCUGAAUUCCGCCACCACUCAAUUGAAUAACCGCUUUAAAAGGGCAUUUAGAAAUAGUUCUGAAGACAGUGUUAAAGAAUGUUAUGAAAUUUGUGUCCAAGAAAUAAAAUGGAUGGACUGCAAAAAACGAAGUAAAAAACACAAGCGUCAUGAUUCCGAAUUGGAUGCGAAGACAACUUCAAUUUCGAGCAAAAAUAUCGAACUGAAAAGAAAGAGUGAACUCAAUAGAAAGAGUGAACUCAAUCAAGAACAAUGUUCAACAUCAGCUAAGAAAAAAUCCAAUUCGACUAUUUUGAGUACCAAACCAAAGUCAGCAAACACGGACGGUUCAAGUAACGUUAUCGCAUCAACAGCUAACGUCACGAUUUCGAAAAGUUUUGAAAUUGGUCAGCAGCCAAUUUUGGAAAAAGUACAAAAUAGUACUGCUUCAGAUCUGACACGUAAAACCGUCGGAAGACGUGAUGAAAUCACACAAAAUGGUAAUCGAACCAACAAUGACAAAUCGGUUGAACAUCGCUCCGGAGAAAACAUCGCAAAUUCUUUAAAUACAAGUGGUGACCGAAAUUCAGAAAAGUUUAUUGAACGUCAUCAGAACAAAGAAAAACUGUCACAUCCACACAGAGCUGAAAAGACACAAAAUCAUGUUUCAAAGGCUUCUAAGUGUGAUAAUGACAGAGAUUCAUCCAAUGCAACUCCCCGCAAUCUAAUAUGUCGUCAUUGCAAAGAUGGAAAAUAUUCCAAAUAUGAGGAUAUUUAUCGCCAUUGGGAGAUGAAACAUUCCUAUUUGAAGCAGCCAUUCCUAUUUGAAGCAAUUGGAGUUUUUGAAUGUUUUUACUGUAAUUACGUUGAAACAUGGCAAAAUCUCAAAAGGCACCAUGCCAUAACUCAUCCAAAUGAUGUGUUUGCUGUUUCUGAAAAAAAUGAUCGGAAAAAAUGUGGAUUUUGUGAAUACACCGGUGCAUUGGAUGUGCACUUCAAGAAAGAACACAAAGAGAUCGAUUCACCAAAUUCAUAUAUGUCACAACAUACUCUCAAAAAUCUGACAAAGGACUAUGCAGCACAAUAUGAAUUUAUUUGCGAUGGUAAAAGCUUCAAAAUGGUGGAAGAUAUUUUGGAGCAUAUCCAACAGCACAAAGCCAAUAAGUGUACCUAUUGUGGUCAAUUUUCAUCACAAGAUAUUUUCCGAUUGUGGAUGCACAUCAGAGAGUCCCACGAGGGCGAGCAUCUCAAAAACUACAUACCACGCUACAAACAGAUGAUAGAACGCGAAUUUCUCGACGUGUUAGUUAAAUUUGAAACCGGCCUAAUCACACGUAAUCAAAAUUUAUGUAACACACCCUACAAUGAUGUAUUUGAAGAUUUUAUUGAAGUCUUUGACAAGCGGCUUAACAUUUUACUAAAUGAAUUUGAAAAAGUAAAAAGAUUAAAAUAUGUUCUGAACAUAGACGGUGUGCCAUACAUUCAAGGCGAAAACUUACUGAAAAUUCUCGGCAAAUUACUCCGUGUAUUUGGUAUAAACAUUAACCAAAAGGACCUUGUAAAAAUCCGACGGAACGAACGCCAUGUAAUCCAAAUUGAAUUCAAGUAUAAACAUGUAAAGAGUCGAAUUCUUGACGCAUAUCGUGUGAACAAUAUUUACAUUUCGGAUCUUAUUGACGACACAUCGAUUUAUAAUUUUCCAUCAAGUAUGAGCCGGAAUAUCACACUUGAAUAAAAUAAUUGGUUUUUCUUAUAAUUUAAAAUGUC
Messenger RNA from Contarinia nasturtii (swede midge), 2235 nucleotides. RefSeq lists its product as uncharacterized. The transcript is spliced from 10 exons. The coding region runs from base 191 to 2203 and encodes 670 amino acids. The record is from RefSeq and is a predicted model, not a curated record. NCBI's taxonomy places the organism in Eukaryota, Metazoa, Arthropoda, Insecta, Diptera, Cecidomyiidae.